GCUGGGAAGUGUUCCAACUCGCGAGUGCUGAAAAGUGAAAAACUGCACAAAAAAAAACUGCGUGUGGAAAACGCUGGGCAGUGCAGCGUUUUCAUUUCGAUUUUCAUGCAAUAUAUUUUUGAUUUCAAUUGCUAAAUAUGCCGAGUGUUUCGAUCGUGUGAGAGUGAAAGUGGGGAAAAGUGCAAAACGAAUUAGCGUAAAAUGUUAUAAACGGCGAACGGGUGAAGUAGACAAACGUUUGUUCUACUUAUCCACAUAACGCGCACACGCACACAAACACUCACAUACAGUGAGACACACACACACAACUAGAAAAACACUCGCAAACACACACACAUACACAUACGCGCGUCAACAGCUGCCGCUGCCUGCCUCGCCUGUCACUGUUGGUGGUGUGGUGGUCUGGUCCCCGCAGCACUCAAAAUGUCGGACAUUAACGACGAUUUGCUCAACUAUGAACUAGGUUUGGGCGAUGACAUCGACGAUCAGGCGCUUCUUGGCGCCGACGAGGAUGAGCUGCUGCUCUCCGAUGAAGAACUGGAAAAAGAUGUGACCAGCGAGGUGAAGCUGCAGAUGCGUGCCGAGGCCGAGGAAUGGGCACAGGAGCAGCUGCGCAAGCACAAGGAACAGCUGGCUGCCGCAGCAGCAGCAGCAAGAAUUGCAACGACACAGGAAACGCCAGUUGCCGAGGCAACAACAGCAGCUGCGAAUCGUGAAAAGGAUUCACCCAGCGCCACAGUGGUAGCUGCUGCUGAGACCACAACGGCGGCGAUUGCCAGCGAGUCGACGGCGUCGACACAAGUCACAGAAUUGGCAGCGGCCACUUCUACAACAAGCACAACGGCGGCAACGUCGGCAUCGAGCAGGGAACAAGCGUUGCUGCUGGAUGAGGAUGACGAAGAGGAGAUUGCGUCAGGUGGAAAGCAGCGACAGCGAUCAACAACAGCAGCAGCAACAGCAGCGAAUAGCAAACAAACAUCAGCUACGAAUAAUGGUGGCAGCGAUGAUAUUGCCAGCAGCGAGGUGGAAACCGAAACCGAGGUGGAUGCCAGCGAUACCGAUCUCGAGGGUGGCGGCGGACAUUCCUCGCUGCUGACCACGUCGCAGGAGAGUCUCCCCAAUGCCAGUUUCACAUCGGAGCCGCCGGAUCCGCGCGAGGACGAUGAGGAGCGUGAGGAACGCACCAAUUUCAAAACAGCCAGCGAACGAUCUGACAACCACAAACAGCAGCACUCGAUGCAGCCACAGUCACUUCCAAGGCGACAUCAUUCAGACAAACCUCGCAUGUCUGGACCGGGCAACGUGCGCUUCAACAACAACAACAAUCCGAACAGCGGCAGCAACAAUCUGAACAACAACAACAAUGGCAACAACAAGCGAGGCGGAAUGGGAGGAGCGAGGCAUCACUUGCUGCGCAGUCCAGGUCCGCCGCAUAUGUUCAAUCCGCAGCGGAUGAUGGGCGGAGUCGGAGGAGGAGGGGGCGGGAUGUCGAUGUCCCGCUUCAUGCCACCUGGUAAUGCUCCCUCCCACUUGGUGGGCGCUAUAUGCUUGCUGGCCACGCCCCCACAACAGCAGCAGCAACAACUGCAACAAGCACAAGCGACACUAACACUGAAAACUGCAUUCAUUCCAGGCCCAUAUGCACCACAACCUCUACCACAAUCGUCAAAUCCCUCACAACAACAACAACAGCAACAACAACAACAGCAGCAGCAACAACAACAACAGUCGCCAUACACAAGCAAUCAAACUGGUGGCGUGCCAUCAUCAGUGUCAGGUCCCAUCAGCUCCCCAUCCCCGCAUCUACACAAUCCGCACAUGUUGCACCCGCAUCACAACAAUCCACACAACAACAACAACAACGGGCCGCCAGGACAUCUCCUGCCGCAUCCGCAACAACAACAGCAGCAGCCACAUCCUCAACAACAUCCACAUGGGCAUCCGCAUGAUCAGGUGCGCGUUGGAUUGUUGCAGCCCCCGCUGCCGUUGCCCCUGCCCUUGGGCUAUGGCGCCGCAGCGGCUGCGUAUCGGAAUGGCGCCUUGCUGGGCCAGGGACCAGGUCCAGGGCAUGGUCAGCACCCGUCGCCAGUGACGCCGCAUUCGCCGGGCAUGCGUCCCCCGCCGCCGUAUCGCAAUGCCCCGCCCGGCUAUGGGCCACCGGUGGUGGGUCCUGGCCCUGGUCCCGGACCGGGGCAGGGUCCGGGACCGGGUGGUCCCGGGGGUGGUCCUGGCAUGCCACCGGGCUAUGAGCCGCAUCCGCAGUACAUGCGACCGCACAACGGUUGGCGACCGCAGCCGGGCGAGGUGCCCAACACACAGCGCAUGCCACGCCCACCGCUGCAGACGCUGCCUCAGCACAUGAUGCAAUCGGGUGGCGGCGUCGGAGGUUACAUGAAUGGCAUGAACAUGCGUGCCCCGCUGCCCCAGCACAUGCAGCAGCAGCAACAGGUGAAUCCUGGCGGUGCACAACAACAACAACAGCAGCAGCAAUCAGCGGGCGGAGCAGCGCAGGCAGCUGGACAACAGCAGGCGGCACAACAACAACAACAGCAACAGUCAGCGGGAGCACCUUCAACUGUUCCACGCGGCGUUGUGAGCAAGGUGCUCAUCAAUCCCAAUUUCAAGGGCGGCGUCGAGGCGGCCACCAACAAGUUCAUCAAGGAGACGCACUUUGUGCCCGCCAUCAACAGCGAGGCGGAGCUGCUGCGUCAGCAGGAGGAGUUCAUCAACAAGAAUCGCCAGUACUUUGAGAAGCGCACCCAGCGUCGUUCCCCCCUGCCGCCCAGCUCCUCCAAUUCGAAUGCACAAUCCUCCUCAUCCUCAUCGUCCACAGCUCAGUUGAGCGAGCGGCGACGCAGUCGCAGUCGAAGCCGCUCUCGGGGACGCAGCUAUUCGCCCGUGAAGCGUGGCGAGCGAGAACGCGAUCGGGACCGGGAGAGGGAACGGGAUCGGGAGCGUGAACGCGACCGGGAGCGGGAGAGGGAGCGGGAAAGGGAGCGAGAACGUGAUCGGUAUGGCGGCGCAGGUGGAGCAGGAGCCACAACACGUCCAGCUGCGAAUCGUGGCUAUCGACGUGCGGCCAGCAGAGAGCGUGAUGAGAAUCGCAGCGGUGGAGCAUCAGGAGGAGGGGCCGGAGCAGGAGGCGGAGGUGCCGCAGCACCAAAGCGACGUCGCAGCGGUUCACCGAGUGCAGCACGGAAUCCUUUCUCAGGCGAACCACGCAAUCGCGCCGCCGAGAGCAGCGGAAGCGGAAGUCGAGUCAUGCCCAGCGAUGAGGACGAGGAGACGCGCGCCUAUCGCCUGGAGAUCGAGAAACAGAAGCAGCUGCGCGAGAAGAUAAUGCGCGACAAGGAGCUGAAACGGCGUCGCGCCGCCGAGGAGAAACUGCACGAGGAGAAGCGCGCCGAACAGCACAGCCCAGAUCCAGAGAAUGCAGUUGGAGGUGGAGGUGGAGGAGGAGGAUCGGCGCCUGGCAGCGCACAAAAACAGCAGCAGCAGCAACGUCCAGGAAUGGGCAAUGAGCGCAAAGUGAUCUCGCUGAAGCGACGCGACGACGAUGCACGCGGCGGAGGCGGAAGCGGUGGCAGACAACAGCAGCAGCAUCAACAGCAACAACAACAACAACAGUUGCAAUCGGGAGCUGGAGUUGGACGCAAGCAGCUGACGGCGGCAAAGAUUGCGCCCGAGGCGAAGCGAAGCAUCACCGAACACUUAGCGCCAUCCAGCAAGCAUCAUCAGCAAAUGUCGGGAAGAGCCGCAGGCGGCACACCGCCCACAAGCAGCAGCAGCAGUGGAGGAGCAGGAGGAGGAGGAGGAGCGGGAAGUGGCGGUGGCGGUGGUGUAAAGGGGCGAGACAUGGGCCUGUUGCGUUUGGGCACGCCCAGCGACGAUGAAGUGGAGCUGGACUACGAUGACGAUGAUCUGCUGCUGGACGAGGAGGAUCGUUUGCUGGCCACGCCCUCACCACCGCCCCCACAACCGCAAACGCAAUCGCGGGCCGCCAAACGCUCAGCGACACCCGAGUUGCUUGUGGUGAAGCGCAAUCACAAAAUCGUGCGAGGCGCUGGCUCCGCAUCAACAGUUGCUUCAGGCGGUGGCGGAGGAGGAGGGGGAGGAGGAGCUGCAGCCGGUGUCACUUUUGCGCCUGGCCAGCGACGUGUUGUCCUCAAGUCCACCAGCAAUGGCAGUGGAAGCAGCUCUGGAGGUGGCAACGACUUUUCACAUGGCAGGCAACGGGAUCGUCGUCAGCGUGAGGAGCAGUUGAUGCAGCGCAAGAGCAGCAGCAGUGGAGGAGGCGGAGGCGGAGCAGGUGGCAUUUUUGAUCGUUUGGAGAAGCGUCAGGCGAGCUCUGCAGGUGGCAGCGGAGGAGGAGGAGGAGGCAACAAGCAGCGCAGCAAAGCACCGGCGCGAAUUGUGUUAAAGCACGAUUAAAACAAACAAAAAAAAGUCAAGUUGUAAUCCUUAAGAGAUAUAUAUAUAUACAUAUAUAUAUAUAUAAACCAUAAUCAAGUAUAAAACUAAUCCGAGUGUAUUAUAAACUUAUGUAGAUGCAGCCCAGCUUUGGAGGCUUUGCUCGCCCUCCCCCCCCCCCCAAAAAAAAACAACAGACACAUUUAUAUUUAGUAGUAAUAAUAUCAAUCUAUAAUCUAUAUAUAUAUAUUAUGUUUUGACUAGUGUUAGGCUUAAGCAGUAAACAGAUUCAGAAAGCGAAGAAGUAGAAGGAGAACAGCUUUAGGAUUAAGCAGGACAAAUCUGUUUGAUUACAAUUCAAUAAUCUUAAGAUCUAAAUACAAAAUAUAUAUACAUAUAUAUAUUAUAUAACCACAUUUAUGAUUAUUUUAAGCUUUACAGUUAAGUGUACAAAACUAAAAACACACAAUUUAGCAGUAAGUCGCAUCUCGCUAAACUACACCCACACACACAUAUAUAUAUAUAUAUAUAUAUAUUACUCGAUUCAUAUUAACUUUUUGAUAUACCCGCUAUCUAUAAGGUGAAAUAUUUUUGUAACUUGCCUGCGGCGAAUUUAUGUAACAGGCAAAUGCAGGCAACUCCGAUCCGUGUCCGUCUGUCUGGUAUAUUUUAGUAUUUUUACGGUAUAAGCAUAAUACCGCACUGAGUAGCGGGUAUCUCAAAGUCGAGUACACUCGAUUACAGCUUUUUUUUAGUUUUUUUUUUUUAUUUUUCCAAAAUAUCUCAAAGAAUCGCAACUACCACAAACUUGUAUUUGUAUUUGUAGUUAACUUUAACUAGAACUAUUCAAGUAUAUAUAUAUAUCUUUAUAUUAAUAUGAAGGCGCUUUAAGCGUCUCUCAACACACACACACACACAUGCUUGACUCUUUAGUUGCAUGCACAUGAAUUAAACGUAACCAUAAGAUUACUAUAUAAAAAUAAUAUCUACAUAACAAUUACCGUAUAUAUGUAUAUUGAGAUAUAUAAAUCUAGUCUUAAGAGUCGCGUAUUGAUUUCGAUUUUGACUAGACGCAACAGGCGAAUAUUAUUACCACAUAAAUUUUUGUUUAGUUUUUUUUUUCCCAAUUUUAUUUUAUUUCUUUUCGGAUAAAUUCAAUUACGCAAAAAAUGUCAAGUUGUGUUUUUUAAAAGUGUUACAAAAAAAAAACUUACAUUAUUGUGUCCGUCUAUAUGUUCAAAUCCUCCACAAUUUUUUGUGUUUUUUUGUUUGUGGCCUACCUAAACAAAAGAAAAUUAAAACAAAAAAAAAAACUAACUAACGUAAAGAAAAAAAGAAAAGAAAAAAAAUAUAUGUGUCUUCUGAUGGGAAACACAAAGAAGCAAUACCAUAAUGGCCUGUUAAACGAUAGCAAAUAAUCCCCAAAUAGAACAGCAAAUAAACGCAGUUUCUUUCCCAGAAUAUAUCCAAAAAACAAAAGAAAUAUCUAGAUUGUAGUAUUAACUGUACAUAUACUACAGACAUACAUACAUAUAAAAUAUAUAGUGAGACAUCUACUUAUAUAUAUAUAUAUGAAUAUAUUUAUAGAUAUAAUACUUAUCAAGCCAUAAACAAAAUUACACAUUACAAUAGUUCAUAUAGGACCAUUUUGACAACAACAACAAACAACAAAAGAAACUUAAAUUAAAACACAGAUUUAUUUAUACAAUAAUUGUAAUACGCAAACAAAACUUACAUUAAUCCAGAGUUAGCUUGUAACGAGAGAUUUAAGUAGAGGAAAAGCGAGAAAGAAAAAAGAAAACAGGAACUAUGAGAAGAAAUCCCAAAUUUGAUAAGAAGAGAAAUGUUUGUAUGCUUUUUUUUUAAGUUAAGCAACGUUGAUGUCGUUGAUGUUCAGAUACUUCUACACACGUAUAUAAAUCUUAAAUAUGAUAUACAAAUAUCAUAUAUAUAUAUAUAUAAAUAUCUAUUAAUUAUGGACUAAUAAAAACGAAAGUAUAUUGCAUAUAUAUAUAAUAUACCUAUUAACUACAACAAUCAUUGUACUGUAUAUAAAUCGACUUAACAACAAAACAAAAACAAAAUGCGAAACAAGAAACCUAAAAUAAUAGUAACGAGUAAACACACAAAGUAACGAGUGACGAGAACAAACGCGUUUGCUCGUUGCAACAACAACAACAAGAACAACAUCCAAAACGAGUCUGUGAUUAAUUUUUAUAUUUCGAAUUAUGAAUUAUGCAUUAUGUUCACCACGAUUAUGAUUAUGAUUACAAAAAACUUAGCAUCCAUUUGCCUCUUAGUUAUAAUUGUUUCCCCCCUCAACACACACAAACACACACUUACUUUUAUUAUUUGAUAAGUCAAACAACUGCAGUUAGUUACUAAGCACCUCAACACACACACACACACGCAUAUUUUCCCUAUCUAUAUACGAUAUGAUAUAUUAUGUGUUGUUCCAUAGUUGAAAACUUUCCAAGUGCACACAUAAAUGUGAUAUGACAAACAAACAAACAACAAAAAAAAAAGAACGAAAAGAAAAAAACGUUAAGAAGAAUUAAGCAAAGCAAAUCUAGUUGAUAUUAUGUGUAAGUAGAACUAAUAAUUUAUUAAUUUUGUCGACUUUAGUUUUUGUGUUGGCAACAUGCAACAUAACCUCACUUCGACUAUUGUAAAUCAGCCAACCCGUGUUUAUCUUAUUUUUUUAAUUGUAUUCAAUUCUCGAUUUCGUUUUCGAUUUGUUUUUGCUUCUUUCCCCUUGCCUAUAUGUGUAUAAGAGAACAACAAACUGAUAUUCGAUUCGAUAUUUAUAAUUUAAGCAUAUUAACUAUAUAUAUAUUCAUACUCAAUCUAGAUUUACUCUAUAUAUAUAUAUAUAUUGCAAGUCUACGAGCUAUGUAGAUGCUAGUCUAGCCUUAUAACGAUUUAUUUAAUUUUUGUUAUCUUUUGUAACUUGCAUUUCUUUUACAUUUGAUGUAUCAUCCUCUCCUCUCCUUUUUCCUUUCCCCUUAAUUCUUUUCCCCCCUCAUUUGACUAUCUUAAUUGUACGUAACUUUAACCUAGAAAACAAACAGAGAAAAUUAAGAUAGCAGCAGCUUUGCGUCUCUUUCGCACUGCUGGCUGUUGUCGUUGGCCUCUAUCGCUUAGCCACUCUCUUCUAUGUGACUAUCUAUCUAUCUCUUUCGCAAUCGCGCAGCUGCCAUUAAGUUAAUUUUAGUGUAUUUCUACUAUUACAACAACAACAACUAGAACAACAACAACAACAUUCCCCGUCUAAAUUUUCUUUCAGCACAAAAUUCUGUACAAAAUGCCAUGAUGAAAAAAUGAAUAACAAACGUACAAAAAGAAAAGACAAAAACUAAAAAAAAAAAAACGAAACCAAAAAAGAUAUUGCAAAUGAAAGAAAAGUUAAUUAGCUAAAGAAAAGAAGAAAAAAAAAAACAAAA
Molecule: messenger RNA, 7853 nt
Organism: Drosophila albomicans
Lineage: Eukaryota; Metazoa; Arthropoda; Insecta; Diptera; Drosophilidae
Product: neurogenic protein mastermind
Exons: 6
Coding region: 424-4431 (1335 amino acids)
Molecular function (GO): RNA binding
Source: RefSeq, a predicted model, not a curated record